UGACCCACCCACAAAUACAGCCUAUAAAUGCCCCAAUAAGAGUUGUCAUUUGCACAGGUGGGCGACCGAAUUAUCAGCUCGACAGGUUCACCAGCUGGAUAGAGAGACAGGACUGGAAGAAAGAAGAUGGGCCUCCUUCCCUGGUUCUCCUUGGCCUUCUGUGGCUUCCUGGUCGCUGGUCCAUGCCCAAGAGGUGUGGCAGCGUCGUCUUGCCCUGGAGGAUGGAUGUUCUAUGGAGGCAGCUGCUAUGGACUUUUGCAAGACAAAAUGAGCUGGGCUGAAGCAGAGAUUGACUGCCAGAGCCAAGGCACCAACGGGCACCUCGCUUCCAUUUCUAGCAAAGCCGAAGGAGCUGUGUUGGCCAAACACAUCAAGGCCUCUCAGCAAGACUGCCAGAAUGUCUGGAUCGGACUGCAUGACCCCCAGAGGAACCGACGCUGGAGAUGGUCUGAUAGAUCGAUAGUCAACUACAGGCCUUGGGCUGCUGGUGAGCCUAGCAAUUCUGCAAAUAACGAAUACUGCGUAGAGCUUUCGUGUCACACAGGUUAUGUUGCUUGGAACGAUGAGAAUUGCAAAAGCGAGCGCUCGUACGUCUGCAAGUUUGUACUUUAGUGCCGGCAGUUGCUUCUCCAGCAUUCCAGAAACAACUCUGAGGAACCCAUCCUUUUGGACUAGAGAGCCUUCACAGCUGCCACCCUUCCUUCCAAGAAACCGGAUCUGCGCCCUACAUAAUUUUUAUGUAGGGUGUAUCAACUUGCUGCAUUUUAAAUAUGUUAUUAGUGAUUCAUUGAUAUUUGCUUUUAUGUUUAUUUGUAUUUGAAUUUUUAUGUUGUUCACUGCCCAGAGCCCUUCGGGGGUUGGGCGGU
This is a messenger RNA of Sphaerodactylus townsendi, 866 nucleotides long. RefSeq names its product C-type lectin-like. The coding region runs from base 127 to 612 and encodes 161 amino acids. The record is from RefSeq and is a predicted model, not a curated record. Gene Ontology annotation, molecular function: signaling receptor activity. Lineage: Eukaryota; Metazoa; Chordata; Lepidosauria; Squamata; Sphaerodactylidae. The transcript has 6 exons.